CGGCCCAGCAAGUGAGCAAAGUGGUAUAAGCCAGCUUAUGGCAUGCCCAGCCCACUUGAUUAUUUAAAGCACACUCGCUCGGCCUUCUGAAGAAAAUGGAAGGACUUAGUCAUGUUGGUUUUGGGCUUGUUCCCAAACAAAGCACUUACAAAAGUUGGUAACUGAGUUUUUCCAUAUAGCAAAAAAGAAGAACCUAGUUGGCUGGUAUUUUCUUGACUGCAAACAGGUGAGGGGUGGGUUCAAAUAAAUAGGCUCACAUCAUUUUACAAACUUUUGACUCAGAACGCCUCUCUCUCUUCUACUCUCUCAACUUUUGAUUACUCACCCACAUGGAAUCCAAUCAACCACCUUGCUCUCGCUUCAAGGAAUGCUUCUUCCAGCAGCGUUCCCUUUCCAAUCCUACCACCGACUGCCCUAGCUCACCACAUUCGCUCUCAUCCGAUGCAAUGACUCCAAGCAGCUCCUGUUCACUAUCUGAAAUCGUCGAAUUGUCCAAAACCAAGGAAGGAAUGGCGGCCCAUCACAAUGAGUCGUCUUCUUCGCCUCCAUCUCAUUCAAAAAUUAAGGAUAUAUGGUCGCUUGCUAAGCGAAGAUUUGCAACCCAUGCUUCGCCAUCCAAGUCACACUCCUUGUGAUCUUUCCCAUCUCAAUUUCAUAUACCCUUAACCAACCUCCCCCCUUUAAUGGUCCCUUAAGAAAGCUGACCAUUUGUACCUUUAACCAGCUUUAUUAUGUACCAUAGUAGUACCAUGCAAUAGACAUAUACUUGACGGUGUGUUAUUUCCCCAGUCGCUUAAUAUAACUUUUUUUUUCUUAUUUGGCUUAGCCUAAGGAUCAGAUCAUUUAUCAUUACGCACAAGCCUCGAGGAGAGAGGUUUGUUUUUUUUUUUCGGUGUGUAUGAAUAUCAGACGACACUAGUGCACGCCUCCCAUACGCAAGCGUGCUUUCAGAUGGACUAAAUCC
Molecule: messenger RNA, 964 nt
Organism: Umbelopsis ramanniana AG
Lineage: Eukaryota; Fungi; Mucoromycota; Umbelopsidomycetes; Umbelopsidales; Umbelopsidaceae
Exons: 1
Coding region: 330-635 (101 amino acids)
Source: RefSeq, a predicted model, not a curated record